UCGGUUUUCUUCGUCGUCUUCUUCUUCUUCCUUCUAUCCAAUUCAAUUCCGUUCAAAUUUCCUACAAAAACCUAAAUUCCUCUGCAAAUCCAGAUUUCUUCUCACUCAAAUUCUUGAUUAUCGUUUCGAUUCGACUCCAUUGCAGUUGUUGAAGAUGGAGGUGAAGCGCCGUACGGCUUCCACUUUGGUCUCUCGUCUUAGCUCCGUCUCCGAGCAAAUCCGGUGCGAUUCCCUGUCGGAGCUCCGAUUGAUGACGAAGAACGACGCUGAGAGCCGAUCGCUUAUCGCUGAAACUGGUGCUAUUCCUUAUUUGGCUGAGACUCUGUAUUCCUCCUCUCACGCUGCCCAAGAAGACGCCGCUGCUACGCUUCUGAAUCUCUCAAUUUCCUCCCGUGAAGCUUUGAUGUCCACACAUGGCCUCCUCGACGCGAUUUCUCAUGUGCUUGGCCAUCAUAAUUCCUCUUCUUCUGCCGCCGCCGUCCAGUCCUGUGCUGCGACUCUUCAUAGUCUUCUCGUUGUGGAUGAGUACCGCCCGAUUAUUGGUUCAAAGCGUGAUAUAAUAUAUUCGCUUGUUGAUAUUCUCAAAUUUAGGAAAUCUCCUCAGAGAUCGAUUAAGGAUGCUCUGAAAGCGUUGUUUGGGAUUGCGCUGUGUCAGCCGAAUCGGUCCACUAUGGUCGAUCUCGGAGUGAUUCCUCCGUUAUUCUCUUUGGUUGUGGUCGGCAGUCACGCCGGGAUUGUCGAGGAUGCGUCGGCGGUGGUCGCGCAGGUAGCGGGAUGUGAAGAUAGCGAAUUAGCAUUUCGUAAGGUUUCCGGAUUGGGAGUUUUGGUGGAUUUGUUGGAUUCAGGAACUGGUUCAAGUCAGAGGACAAAGGAGAACGCGGUAUCGGCGUUGUUGAAUUUAGCGAGGUGGGGAGGAGAGAGGGCGGAGGAGGACAUCAAGGAUUUGGGAUCUGGAAUCUUGAGUGAAAUUGGAGAUGUGGCCAUGAACGGCAGUGAGAAGGGGAAAGCCAAGGCGGUGGAAUUGUUGAAGCUAAUUGCAAGCGGCGACAUCGACGGUAACGUAUUCGAGGAUUUGCAGUUGGAUCGUUUGAUAAAUUCAUGCUCUGAAUAGGCUUCUGCUCCAUCUUCCUUCUCUCUUUGAUUGAUUGAUUGAUUACUCUCCACCAUAUUCAUGUGUGAUCGGAUUAAUUCUUUUUCCCUCGUUCGAACAAAUUCCAUGUACAAAUUCAACAUGAAUGUAUCUGUAGAUUAUAGUUCAGUAUCAAAAUUCUACACUUUCCACCUAGAAUUCAACAAAUUUUCAUGUGACUCGCAUGAUCUUGUGGCUGAUCUUUGGUAUGUAAUCUCUGUUCCACCUAGAAUUCAACAAAUUUUCAUGUGACUCGCAUGAUCUUGUGGCUGAUCUUUGGUAUGUAAUCUCUGUUCCACCUAGAAUUUAUGUCUGAAGUCGAGUUGGUAUUUAAUGGUGAAUGUGAAUGGAUAGAGUUUGAAGCACCAUUAUGAGGAUAUGAUUCUGUACCUA
Cucurbita moschata (crookneck pumpkin) is the source of this 1522-nucleotide messenger RNA. RefSeq names its product protein spotted leaf 11. Gene Ontology annotation, cellular component: cytoplasm; nucleus. Bases 155 to 1111 code for a protein of 318 amino acids. The record is from RefSeq and is a predicted model, not a curated record. The transcript has a single exon. Gene Ontology annotation, molecular function: protein binding. NCBI's taxonomy places the organism in Eukaryota, Viridiplantae, Streptophyta, Magnoliopsida, Cucurbitales, Cucurbitaceae.